Molecule: messenger RNA, 1827 nt
Organism: Eutrema salsugineum
Lineage: Eukaryota; Viridiplantae; Streptophyta; Magnoliopsida; Brassicales; Brassicaceae
Exons: 8
Coding region: 1-1632 (543 amino acids)
Source: RefSeq, a predicted model, not a curated record
AUGGAGGAUCAGAGAGGGAUUUCCUCUGGGGUUUCGUCGGAACCGGCAUCGAAUUCUGGGUUUUCGGGAGAGAAGCGUAACGGAAAUGGAUUAGAAGAAAAAGAUGAUUUAGGUUCUAAACGUGCGAAACUGCGAGAUCUGGAUUCUGAUACUAAAACCAGUAACAUGCAAUCUGAUAGAGACAUUGGAACUGUUCAGAAACCAAAUCUUAGUAGUGAACAGAUUUCUGGAGCAUCUGAGAUGCUUGCGGCUCCUGAUGCUGAAGAUUUAGGAAGGGUAGUGAGAGAAAAAGAAGUUUUGGCUAAAGAUAUAAAACCUCCCACAGUUCUUAAGACGAGCACAUGCUUGCUUAAAGCUAAGUCAAUUUCUACAGAUGAUGAUAGAUGCAUUGCUAAUUCUGGAAAACAAGCUUUGCUUGAGAAUAAUCACACUGCGAAACAUGAUAGUAACUGUGAGUCACGAGGAGGACUCGUUGAUGGCGUUUCAAAGAAUAGCAGCCUCUUGAAACCGAGAGAGAUUUCUGAAUCUGUUGGAAGUCCACGUGGAGCAGCAGAGUCUGAUUUACUUCGACGAGAUCCUAAUAGCGAAAAAGCUGGUCCUUUUCAGAUGUGUGGUGCAGCGGGUUCAUCGGAAAAGUCAGAUUCAAUGCGGCGAUGGAUGGAAAUGAAGCGAAAUGGUUUUCUCUCAGGCCCUUUAGGUGGAGUAUCUGCUCCAAGCCCUGCGGUAACAACUACUCCUGUUGAAGUACCUGCGCAGAAGCCACAAAAGAGUAAGCGGAGAGGCGACUCUUUAAAGAAGAGAAACGAUGUCCCUAGGAAGGAACAGCAGCAAAUAGAUAGGUUCUCGAAUGUUACCGCGCCAAGUGGAUUGUUGACGGAAUUAAACCCUGGAAUUAUUAACCAUGUCAGGAGUAAGAAACAGGUCUGCUCAAUUAUUGAAGCUUUGAUUCGAAAUGCUACUGAUGAUGCCACCGUGGGGGAAAGAAAUGCCAAUUUGAAUGUAAGAGAUUCAGUCAGAGAAGACAGGGCAUUAGCCUUUAAGUUACCAUCUACCGGGUUAUCUGAUAAUGCCAAUUCCAUUACAAAUCCGGAACAAGCCACGUCUCUUGCUGUUAAAGCUGCUACCGUCGCUUCCCAAUGGUUGGAAUUUCUUCACCAAGACCUCCUCGGACGGCUUUCAGCUGUACUGGAUAGUAGGAAGAGAGUUCAAAGUAUUUUGACUACCGAACUACCGCUUCUCGUCUCUUCAUCUUCUUCUAACCAAGAAAGUACUCUUCAGAUGACGAAUACAAAUAUAUCUGGUGGUGCUUCUUCUGAUAAAAUAGUAACAGAUGCGCAUAAGAUAAAGUGGUGUGCAAAAUUUGAUCAGAUUGACAAAGCUCUUUAUGAUGAAGAGAGAGAUUUGGAACGUUCGUUAAACCAAGUGAAGGAAAUGCAAUCACGAUGCAACGAAGGUCUACGACAAAUGGACGAGUUCUCGCCUUUCAGUUCCCAAUCAUCAGAUUCAAGUUUUGGGAAAGAUGGCAGCAAUCUGGAGACUAGCAUGGCGGUUCAGGCGGCUGCAGCUUCCAUAUUUUCGACCUGCAGUUUUCUUUUUUCAAUGAUGAAGCCACCACCGCCUACGGGUUCUUAAUCCUUUUUGUUUUUGGUUAACCGUGGCUCCACUAAUCCCAGUGCCUAUUGUCUUUUGUGUUAGCACUUUUGAUUGUUAUUAACUUAUUAUCUACAGUGUAAAUAAUAGGCGAUUGAUGGUUUUGUCAUUCGUAUAUGUAACAUUAGAAGAGAUCCUUUGUUAUACUCAUGUCUGUUCUAGGAGAGCAAAGUUUUC